UCACGUGACUCAAGCGCAGCGACGGUAAACACGGAAGUGGGGCAGUUCUCCCUUGUCUCGUUUCAGCGGAUCGUUGCUCCGUAUCUGAGCAGCAGUCUCCGUGACGGCCAGCAGCAUGUUCGGGUCUCUGAAGCUGGUUCUGGUGGUGGUUCUGACCGUAUUUGUGUCUCAGGUGUAUUGCAGCUACUCCAGGAUGAAAAAAGUCCAGAACGUGAAGGUUUCAGGUUUUGACUGGAAAAACUGCGGCUGCCCAGAUGAUCCAGCUGUGAUGAAGACCCUGGCUUUGUCUCCAGACCCCAUCUCCAUCCCAGGAUUACUGACAGCCUCCGCCUCUGGGUCCACGUCUCUGGAGCUCUCCUCUCCGCUGCCUCUGAACGUGACUAUGGAGAAGGAGGUGGUGGGCGUCUGGGUGAAAAUCCCCUGUUUGGAGGAGCUGGGUAGCUGCCACUACCCAGAUGUAUGUGAUCUCCUGAACCAGCUGAUCCCACCUGGUCAGGACUGCCCUGAACCGCUGCACACCUAUGGUCUGCCCUGCCGCUGCCCCUUCAAAGCUGGUACAUACUCGCUGCCAGAGUCCAACUUCUACCUGCCCUACAUGGACCUGCCCUACUGGCUGACCAAUGGGAAUUACCGGGUCCAGGGAGUUGUGGGCAGGCAGGACAAAGAGCUGGGCUGUCUUCACGUUGGUUUAUCCAUCCAUUCCGUCUGAGCCUACGCUAUGACAGCCAUCAACUUCAUGUUUCCGUGAAUUCACACCACAAAGUGGUGAGAACUGGGCUAGACCGGUUUCACAAAGAGAAUAUUUCAACUUAAGAAGAUAACAAGCAGGACAACAUGUGGGAGGCAGUGAUGUACAGAAAUAAGCUGCAAUAAAAUCAAUACAGAACAUUAGUUGCUGCUUAAAAUGUCAGUUUCGAGUCCUCAGCAGCUUUUUUUAUCAAUAAGGAUACAUUAGAUCUGCAUUUAAGUUUCCUUUACAUGAAAUAGGAUCUCAUUAAUAAGUUUUAUGUAUAAAAGAAAACAGAUGGGAAUCCUGGUUUUGUUCUAUGCUGAUUUAGAUCAUUGAGAAGAGUUUGAUUUUAGGAAAACAGCUUUUUAAUAACCUGCUUUAACAUUCUUUUUAAUGUUUUUAAAACUGCUUUGCUUGUUAAAGAUGGUCCUACAAGGCAUCUCAUCUAAGAUAUAUUUGAGUAAAUGUUCUUUCAGUCUAACAUUGCAGCUCAUUGAUUUUGUUCAAUAAUUUUUUCUGCUUGUCUCAGUGUGUAAAUUCACAUAAAACUUUCAUGACUUGGCUAAAAAGUUUCAGCAAUACAACUUGAAUUUAGACAUGAACACAAUGUUUUUGUUUGUUUACCUUUACAUUUUCUCUUGACAGUCACACACAAGUGAUCAAUUUGAUUCAUUCAGGAAAAAUAAGCAUUUAAAGCUGCAUUUGGGUACUUUAUAAUCCUAAUUGUGAAAAAAAGUAGCUAUAAAAUGUGGUUUAUGCUGCAUCCUGAAUCUUAUUCUAAAUACAUCAACAUUGCUGCGUUGUUUGGUUCUUUUUAUCUGUUUGUGGAGCAUCACAUGCUUUUAUGGUUGUUUUUACUUGUUUUUGUUGGGCUGACGGGAUAAACGAGUCAAUUUUAACAAAGUGCCUGCUCUGAUUCAGAAGUUCGUAGAGCUUUGUGUAGAUGGUUUCACUAUAAAAAAUAUUGUAAUGGGAAAUAUAUUUCACACAGUGAACAAAUGUUUAAUAAAGUUUAUUUCACAAUCUGUA
Nothobranchius furzeri (turquoise killifish) is the source of this 1759-nucleotide messenger RNA. It is a transcript of the gene gm2a, whose product is annotated as ganglioside GM2 activator. Gene Ontology annotation, cellular component: cytoplasmic side of plasma membrane. The record is from RefSeq and is a predicted model, not a curated record. Gene Ontology annotation, biological process: ganglioside catabolic process; lipid transport. Gene Ontology annotation, molecular function: enzyme activator activity; lipid carrier activity. NCBI's taxonomy places the organism in Eukaryota, Metazoa, Chordata, Actinopteri, Cyprinodontiformes, Nothobranchiidae.